AUGGGCCAGGGCUGUUUCUCGAUUGCGGAGGGCAACGAGAUGGUGCGUUUCCAAGUUGCGCAACGUUGGUAUACCGGUGCCUUCCAAGCUCGACUGGUGGGCGUACUCCGGCGACCCGGAAGCAAAGAAAGACGAAGAAGCAGAGGAAAGCAAUCAGAAUCCUCUGCGCUACAAUGCAACCCCAAAGCGCCGCUGGUCGUCCCUGUCUACGGCUCGAUGGCUUACCUGCCUCUCCACAUACAUCGCCUCAAUAGCCGCCUGCAUCGGCCUGCUAUUAAUUGGAGUUCGAGCAAAAAACAACCAGGUCUGGACCGCCGGUCUCGCCGCAGUCUCCACGCAGACCAUGAUAGAAUCCAUCCACUGGCCCAGCGGACUCAUCCCCAACGUGCUGAUCGCCAACACCCCGCAACUCGUCUACUCCGGCUUAUACUUCAUGACCAACUCGAUCCUCACAAACAUGGCGCUCGCAUCCGAGUGGACAAACUUCAGUCUCCACCGCAAGGGCCUCCGCGUGUCCACAAAGCCCCUCGGCGCCCAGCGCCGCACCCGUUUCCUGUCCCUGCCAUUCCGCAUCGGAAUCCCGCUCAUGGUCGUCUCCGGCGUUCUCCACUGGCUCAUGUCGCAGAGUCUAUUCCUCGUCCGAAUCCUCGCAUACUCUCCGACGCUGCAACGACAGCCGAGCCAGGAUACCAUGACGCUGGGGUACUCGCCGCCGGCCAUCGUGAUUGGGAUUUGUGUGGGGAGUCUUCUGCCGAUUGGGCUGGUGGUGCUGGGGUCCCGGAGGCUGAGGUCGGGGAUGCCGGUUGCUGGGAGCUGUAG
Aspergillus mulundensis is the source of this 819-nucleotide messenger RNA. RefSeq lists its product as uncharacterized. The coding region runs from base 1 to 819 and encodes 272 amino acids. Lineage: Eukaryota; Fungi; Ascomycota; Eurotiomycetes; Eurotiales; Aspergillaceae. The record is from RefSeq and is a predicted model, not a curated record. The transcript is spliced from 2 exons.